Molecule: messenger RNA, 1137 nt
Organism: Thamnophis sirtalis
Lineage: Eukaryota; Metazoa; Chordata; Lepidosauria; Squamata; Natricidae
Source: RefSeq, a predicted model, not a curated record
AAUUUCAGAGGGCAGCAUCUUUUCUCCAAGGACGCCUCUAACCUUUCUUUCUCUCCCUCUCUCUCUCUCUGUGGUUUGCCUGCAGACUUCCGAUACAGAAAGCACAAAAGCUCAGCUCUGGGCAAAGGCUCUGAGCUCUGCCUGAGGAGCCGUCUCUCUCCAUCCCUACAAGGCCACCUGGACUUCCAGAAUGGCUUUCUCCUGGAUCACUCCGGCAUGGCUCCCAUCCAAGAAGGGCUGGAGAAACCUUCCGGGAAGCGCAAAUGCAAAACCAAACACCUGUCGGGCCUCUGCGAAGAGGGGAAGGAUGUGGUGAUGUACUGCCUGCAGAAGCCGAACAACGACGUCAACCACCGAGACAACGCCGGGUACACCGCUCUGCAUGAGGCCUGCGCUCGGGGCUGGGUGGACAUCCUGCAGACAUUGCUGGAACACGGGGCCAACGUGAAUUGCAGCGCACAGGAUGGCACCAGGCCUGUACACGAUGCAGUCGCGAACGACAACCUGAAGAUUUUGUGGCUGCUCCUCUCCUACGGUGCUGAUCCAACCCUAGCCACCUAUUCCGGGCAGACGGCCUUGAAGCUAGCCAACAGCGAUGUGAUGAAGAGCUUCCUGACUGAUCACCUCUUGGACCUGCAGGGACGACCUGAUGGGGAUCCCCAGACCGCCUGGGAUUUUCACAGCAGCUCGGUACUAGAGGAGAAAGAGGAGAUCAGCUGCGACCUUCUGCUCGACCCUCCUGGGGGCUCUGAUCAGGAGGAGGAGGAGGAGCAGGACUCGGACAGCUUAAUGUUUGAGUUCUCGGAGAAGCCGCUGCUUGCUUGCUACAACCUGCAAGUUUCCGUCUCCCGAGGGCCCUGCAACUGGUUCCUCUUCUCGGACGUCCUCAAGCGCCUGAAACUCUCCUCCCGCAUCUUUCAAGCUCGCUUCCCGCACUUUGAAGUGACGACUCUGCCCCGAGCCGAGUUCCAGCACCAGAUCUCGCUCAGCCAAGUCUUGUCUCCGGAAGAAAUCCAGGAAUACGUGUGUCCCCCGGCAACUCCGGGCGCCGUAGAGACGGUUGAGCUGGUCCGUUACCAGCCGGAGCUGGUCCGAUUGUUGGGCUCUGACGUGGCAUUCGAAGCCUGGAGCAGCUGA